CCACCGGUGCAUUGUCCAACACUAGCCUGUAAAACGUUUUCAUUAAGCGCGAUAUUUUUGUUGAUUCUUUCGUUUUUUGGCGAAAUUUUGGUUUAAAAUUAAUUCUUUUCGACCGCCAUUGGCGCACAAUGUCCGAUGACGACGAUAUACAGUACAUUAAGCGGCAGCGCACGCUCCACUAUGGCUCGCUGGAGGAAACGGAGAGAAAGCGUCAGAAUGCCGCGGCGUCGGCUACAACAACAACAAACACGCCGGCGUCUGGUACAACAACAACGAUAGCCGGCACAGGCGGCCAGCUGGAAGAUAUAGAUUCCGAUGAGGACUACGAGGAAAGCACGAAAAAGACUAGCUCCUUGAAGGCACCCGCUCCACCACCCACAGCAGCCACUUUAGCCAAUAAAAUCGACGAUGACUACUUUGAUCUGGAGGCGGAGAUAGAGCGGGACAAGGUGGCCCUACUGGUCGAGUUCGAACGAAAGAAGAGGGCGCGUCAAAUAAACGUGUCCACGGACGACGCCGAAAUCAAGAGCAACCUGCGCCAGCUAAACGAGCCCAUCUGCUACUUUGGAGAAGGUCCGGCCGAGAGGAGAAGGCGUCUCAAAGAACUGCUUGCCAAUCUUGGCGAGCACGCCAUCGGCAAAAAGCAGACCGACGAUGAGGAGCGCAGGAUCCAGCAGAGGGAACAGGAGGCAACCUGGUAUCACGAGGGUCCUGACACUCUCAGGAUUGCUCGCCUCUGGCUUGCAGAUUACUCACUGCCCCGUGCCAGGGAUCGCCUCAUUCGCGCAAAGGAUGCUCUGGAAGUGCCCAGUGCAACACGAGCCGGCCGCAUGGUCGAGAUGCAGAAGAAGCUCCAAUCCUUGGCGCCCCUGUGCUCCCAAGUGGGUGACACACGCCCCGUGAGCAGUGCAGCCUUCAGCGAGGAUUCCACUCUGUUGCUGACAUCCUCCUGGUCGGGUCUUUGCAAGCUGUGGAGCGUGCCCGAUUGCGAGCUGAAACAAACGCUUCGUGGGCACGCCAGUUACGUCGGUGGAGUGGCCUUGCGCCCAGGCGUUAAAGCAGAUGAGGAAAAUGUGGUAGCCAUGGCGUCGGGCGGUCACGAUGGCGCCGUCAAGCUAUGGGGGUUUAACAACGAGGAAUCCAUCGCCGAUAUCACCGGUCACAUGCCCCAUCGCGUCUCCAAGGUGGCCUUCCAUCCGUCCGGCCGCUUCCUGGCCACCGCCUGCUACGACUCCAGCUGGCGGCUCUGGGAUCUGGAGCAGAAGACAGAAGUGCUGCAUCAGGAGGGGCACGCGAAGCCAGUGCACUGCUUAAGCUACCAGUCGGAUGGGAGUGUCCUCGUAACGGGAGGACUGGAUGCGUUUGGGCGGGUCUGGGAUCUGCGUACUGGUCGGUGCAUCAUGUUUUUGGAGGGUCAUCUGGGCGCCGUUUUUGGAGUGGACUUUUCCCCGAAUGGCUUUCAUAUCGCCACUGGGUCGCAGGACAAUACCUGCAAGAUCUGGGACUUGCGACGCCGUCAACCUGUCUACACCAUUCCCGCGCACACCAAUCUGAUUUCGGACGUGAAGUAUCAGCAGGACUGUGGCAGCUUUCUGGUCACCUGCUCCUACGACUCCACCACAAAGAUAUGGUCCAACAAGACAUGGCAGCCACUGAAGACGCUCCAGGGCCAUGACAACAAGGUCAUCUCGGUGGAUAUCUCGCCCAACUCGCAGUACAUAGCCACAACGUCGUUCGAUCGCACCUUCAAGCUCUGGUCGCCCGAUAGUUGAUUUUAAUAUCAUUACUAUAUUGUAUUUAGGCCUGUAGGCGCGACCUGCCCUAUGGGUGCACUCUCAUCCACUGUUUUUGUUGUUUCAGAGACAAUAGCCCAUGGAAGUCCUUGCGACCAAUUCAAGUUUUCGUUUUGUAUAACACAAUUUGUUAUUUUUGUUAGGCGAAAGGCAGAUGCAGCGAUGUUGCAUUUUGUAAAUUUUAAGAAUUUUUUAUUGAAAUUUGUUAAUAAAAAAAAAACACGAC
This is a messenger RNA of Drosophila bipectinata, 2019 nucleotides long. It is a transcript of the gene U4-U6-60K, whose product is annotated as U4-U6 small nuclear riboprotein factor 60K. Gene Ontology annotation, molecular function: protein binding; U6 snRNA binding; U4 snRNA binding. The record is from RefSeq and is a predicted model, not a curated record. Gene Ontology annotation, cellular component: U4/U6 x U5 tri-snRNP complex. Lineage: Eukaryota; Metazoa; Arthropoda; Insecta; Diptera; Drosophilidae. Gene Ontology annotation, biological process: mRNA splicing, via spliceosome.